Sungouiella intermedia is the source of this 2067-nucleotide messenger RNA. The record is from the annotation of a GenBank genome assembly. Lineage: Eukaryota; Fungi; Ascomycota; Pichiomycetes; Serinales; Metschnikowiaceae.
AUGCCGUCCUCGAAGACCACGGCCACAAGAAGAAAGCACACCAAUCUGAAACUAGGAUGUCUAAAUUGCAAACGAAAGAAGAUUCGAUGUGACGAGAACUUGCCUCAAUGUGAAAAUUGUCUGAGAGCAAAGAAGGAGAUCUGCUCCUAUCUCACUAUGAACCAGGCCGAUAUCAACAGGAUAAAGUUGACCCAUUCGCUCAGAAACUCUCAGAACAAGCUCUUGUCCAGAGAUUACCGACUCCCGAUCUCCACCAACCACUACUUCGGCAACUCCAGCGAUGGCAAAAUCGAGUCUCCUGUCACUACCGCCAACACGUUGGAGUUCCAGUUUGAGUUUUGCGACUUUGACAUGCCUUUCCCAAAAGUGCCUUACCUUGCAUUCCAGUUCCAUAACACCUUCUUGGACGCCUAUCGCCAGGGCUACGAUUCUGACGACGAUAUGACGCCCAGUGUGGUCAGUACGGAAGAUGCGGCGCCUCGGGGUCUACCUCAUUGCCGUCCGCUGAAUUCUACCUUCGAACGACUCGACUACGCAGCAUUAACACUGAAAGUUGCUCCUCAGACCCAGGCAAUAAGCUUGAUGCACUUUUGGGAGAAGUUCGACGGCAUAGGCUCGUUCGCGAAUGUGUUUAUCGACUCAAAUAUUCUUGUCGGAAGAGCAGUGAUAUCAAAUGCCAUGAGACAGAAGUUGGAGGUAGUCCCGGACUCUGAUGACUACAAUUUAAUGGUCCAGUGUGAGACUAAAGCUCGUCAGGAGUGCCCCAUUGUUACAAAUUCCUUGCUGAGACUUAUUAGGACGCACGUAGCCAACAUCGAGUCCAAUACAUCAGCCCGCGAGUUGCAAUAUCAGUAUACCCUGGUGAGUUUUGCCUCGUGGAAUUGCACGGUUGCACUUGUCUUCCUCAAUUCACCUCGUGCCUUAGUAGCCCAAAUCAUCAGUGAUCGUUGCGGAAUCUUCAUCAAAUUCAUGCGAAGGGUAUCUAGCACUGAGGUUUCCAGCUCUGUUUUGGUCAGGGAAUUUACAGUAUUCGCCCACUCGGGUUUGCUCUAUAUUCACAUUCCUCUGUACGAGCCUGCUUUCCUCUUUGAGAUGAGAAACAACUUGCGUACGCUCGAGUCCAUCAUGGAUGAACGUACAAUCAUGAUGAUUGAUGACAAAAAAAGCAUGGACCAGCUUCGAAGGAUUCGUGUUUACUAUUACAACUUGACGUCAUUCCUAGAUAACUACGUGCUCAACUAUGUGUACGCCACUCGAAAUGAGCUGUACGUCACCACAUAUCCUCCCAAUAUGCUCUUCACAGCUCUACAACGGUGGUGGACAAUUUGUCCCACCGAGUUGGUGGCGGACGGGAUAACGUACGAGUUUCCUGGAUUUUUGGAUGACAUUAGGAGCACCAUCUUUUUAUAUUUUGAGGCUCUCGGUAUCGCUCUUGACUCUGUAUUGCCUGCAGCAAAGUAUCUUUUCACCUUGGGUUUCCAGUGGGUUUCUAGAAAAGUGGUUGAUGCCAAAAGAUUGCGUCCAAAUCUCGAAUUGUAUCGCACUGACUAUGUUCUUCCAGACAGAGAGCUCGCGAACUUUCUCUGGAGACAUAAUAUCUAUGCUAUGAGACUAUGGACCUUUUUCGACAAGAGGCUCAAGCUUUACAAGGAAAACACAACGUUCAGGUGUCCGUUCCCAGACACCAUGCCCAGCAGUCAGUUUGGGCCCAGGAACAUCAAAAAUGCAUUGGAGCUUCCUAUCCGGAACUUCAACACUCUGUCCAUCAAGCAACAUAAUUUCGCAAAGAAAAUUCACUCGCACUACGAUCUGCUCCUCAAAGACUCCUCCGUAUGUGCAAUAUAUACCAGGGAUGACGAAGUGCCAGACACUAUGGAGUACAGUGAGCCGAUAGACAUAUUUGAUAUGUCUCGACCUUUACGGUUUGUAGAGUCUACACGGUUUCUCGAACUGGAUUACAUGUAUAAGGAAGAUCCGUCUCCUGUUAUUGACGAUAGCAAUUUGGACAAUGCUGUACUGAUGCAGUAUUUCGAGGACCGUAAGAUCUUCUUGAAUGAAGUACGGUGA